GCGCAUUCGUUUGGUUCACCGAAAAGUACGCUUUGCGCAUUCUUCAUGAGAAAUUACUAAUUAUGUUUGGUUAGCGAUUUCAUUUAACUUGUGUGCAGAAUUUUGACUGGAAACUAUGAUAUCUUUGAAUGAUGCUAGGAAUGAUGAAUUUGAGGAAACAUCUAGCUGCAGCCCAAUAAUAUGCCCAAUUCAUCAUUUUUCUGGUUGCGAAUGGAAAGGUGCAUCGGAAAGUAUCAUGCAACAUUGCAUUUCAAAGCAUGGAAAAUUCGUCCGGAAAGGAUAUCGACAAAAGUAUGAAAUUAAAAAUUUCAGGUCUCUCAAUGUGGUGAAGGAUUUCCCACAUAUCAUUGAAGCACAUGGAAAUGUUUUCAUACUUUGGCUACGAAAGUUUCCAAGUGGAAUCAUCAGUUUACGUGUGCAUUCUAUGAAAUGUUGCAUGGAUCCUGCCAGAUAUGAAGCUAUUAUUACAUUUAAUGCUGAAGUAUCCAUUCAACGUAAACUAUUUUGUUACCCUUAUUGCUAUUAUGAAAUGGGUUUCGAUAGACUUGAUAACACUAAAGUCUUGUUAAAUACUGACGAUUUUAUAGAAGAUGUGAAUAUUUUGAACUAUAAUGUUUGUAUAAAGGAUAAUUCGCUCACAAGUUGGCUAUCAAUGAUUUAGGUUCAAGGAGAACCUCUUUAUGGGUUGAAUGAAAGAAAAACAAACCUCUAAUAAAAAGAUAGUUUUGUAUUGAUAGUUAUUAUUUGUGAAACACUUUUAGAUAAUAUCGAAACAAAUAUUGAUUCUGAGGUUGUGUUCAAUUUGAGACUUUUUCUAUGGUAAAAAUGUAGUCUGCCGAAGAAGAAACUGACUAGAGAUGACAUUAUGGAUAAGAUUGAUGAUUCAUCCCAGUGAAGAUGAAGAUUUUGUCGAGAAGUUGAAAUAUAAACACUUGUUGUAUCCUAUGUGAGAUCAUGCAUGUGCAUGUUAUUGUUUAAUAUUUUUUUGUGGGGUGACAGUUAUUGUGGUCAUAUAUGCGGACUGAACUCCACAUUGAAGCAUUUGAAAACAUUGUCUAGAGUGCUAUGAAAUUUUGAAUGUUUUGAUGUACCUACUGUUUCUAAACAUAAUUGUUAGCUUGUUCCAACUUGGCAGUUGGCAAUAUUUGGAAUAUUUGGUAUUUGAUUGUGUAGUUCUGUCGAUUUUGUUUUUAAUGUGAGCAAUUAAUUAUCGUAUAUUACAAUAAACAAAUUUUAACUUAA
Coccinella septempunctata (seven-spotted ladybird) is the source of this 1242-nucleotide messenger RNA. RefSeq lists its product as uncharacterized. The coding region runs from base 116 to 661 and encodes 181 amino acids. The record is from RefSeq and is a predicted model, not a curated record. Lineage: Eukaryota; Metazoa; Arthropoda; Insecta; Coleoptera; Coccinellidae. The transcript has 2 exons.